AUGUCAUUUCUCGGCGGCGCCGAGUGCUCGACGGCGGCCAAUCCGCUCAGCCAGUUCACAAAACACGUCCACGAUGACAAGUCGUUACAGAGAGAUCGCCUAGUAGGACGGGGGCCAGGUGGGCUUCAGGAAAGCAUGCGGAAUCAGCAGAUGGGCGGUGGCUCAGACGGUAUGAUGAAUGCGUUUAUGCAGCAGAAUGCGCAACUUCCACAAGGGCCCGGUCCCGCUUCACCCUUCGCCAUGGAGCAGAUGCGAAGAGAACUGGAGCGGGCACAACAUAGCGGAUCUCCAGCCUGGGCAGCCGAGUUUGACCCUGGGAUGCAGGCACCACAAAUGGGUCCAGCCAUGCAAGAAAGACCAGCAGGCUUCAGUCCUGCUGAAUUUGCAAAGUUCCAGCAAAUGAACCCUACAGCACGAACAGCGAGCCCUACGACCGCCUCUCAGCCUUCCAUGAUGGGAUACCAGCGGCCGAUGUACGGCAUGGGCAUGGGCAUGGGGGGCAUGGGCAUGGGCACGAUGCAGCAGCCAUAUGCGCCGCAAAAUAUCCAGCAGCCCAUGCAAGAUUCUGGGAAGGGCAAGGGUCGCAUGGUGGAGCUUGAUGAUCAGGACUGGGAGGCGCAAUUCGCGGAGCUGGAACAGACGGAUCAGCACCAUUUGGAUGCGUUGGAUGCCCAGGCGAACAAGGAUAUUGAAGCGGAGCUGAAUGAAAUGGACAGGUCAGUAGAUGUUGAAGCCGCCGACUUCGGCGAUUUCGAGUCGAUUUGGAAGGGCAUCAACGCUGAGACUGAAUACGCUAGGCAACUUGCCAACGAGGACAACUUUGUCGACGGGCACAUGGGCGACUUGGAUCAGUGGGAGGGCUUCGAUGGGCUGAACACGCACUCCGUUCGCGAUCCUGCCAUGGGCGACUACCUAUUCGAACAGGAAAACCUCUUCAAAAAUGUCACGAACCCAUUCGAAGAAGGGAUUAAGAUUAUGGAAGAAGGUGGGAACUUAUCGUUGGCUGCACUCGCGUUCGAAGCAGCGGUUCAGAAAGACCCGAAUCAUAUUGCAGCUUGGGUCCGACUGGGAGAAUCGCAAGCGCAGAACGAGAAGGAAACGCCAGCUAUCCGAGCAUUGGAGCACGCGCUAAAACAGGAUCCAUCGAAUCUUGAAGCCUUGAUGGGUCUCGCAGUAUCAUACACAAACGAAGGCUAUGAAAGCACCGCAUAUCGAACUCUGGAGCGCUGGUUAGCCACCAAAUAUCCAUUGCUCAUUAAAGAACCACUCUCCUCCGAUGCCGAAAUGGGAUUCACCGACCGCCACCUACUGCACGAGAAAGUUACGAACCUGUUCAUUCAAGCCGCACAGCUAUCACCAUCUGGUGAGCAAAUGGACCCAGACGUACAAGUUGGCCUCGGCGUGUUGUUCUAUGGUGUAGAAGAGUACGACAAGGCAGUUGACUGUUUCGGCGCCGCUCUUGCCUCCACGGAAUCCGGUGUCUCCAACUCCUCAUCACAAGUCCAUCUCCUCUGGAAUCGACUCGGCGCCACCCUCGCGAACUCCGGACGAAGCGAGGAAGCCAUCGACGCUUACUCGCGCGCGCUCGCCCUCCGGCCGAACUUUGUCCGUGCCCGCUAUAAUCUGGGUGUGUCUUGUAUCAACAUUGGAUGCUUUACGGAAGCUGCGCAACAUCUACUCGGCGCCUUGUCUAUGCAUAAAGUUGUGGAGCGGGAAGGGAAGGAGAAGGCGAGGGAGGUGGUAGGCGAUGGUGUUUCAGAAAGUCAGUUGGACAACAUGAUUCAUCAGAAUCAAAGUACGAAUCUGUAUGACACAUUAAGGAGAGUCUUUGCACAAAUGGGCCGACGGGAUCUAGCGGAUAUGGCAGGCCCGGGUAUGGACGUUGAGCGCUUUCGCGGGGAAUUUGAAUUUUGA
This is a messenger RNA of Cucurbitaria berberidis CBS 394.84, 1914 nucleotides long. RefSeq names its product TPR-like protein. The record is from RefSeq and is a predicted model, not a curated record. NCBI's taxonomy places the organism in Eukaryota, Fungi, Ascomycota, Dothideomycetes, Pleosporales, Cucurbitariaceae. Gene Ontology annotation, biological process: protein import into peroxisome matrix, docking. The coding region runs from base 1 to 1914 and encodes 637 amino acids. Gene Ontology annotation, cellular component: cytosol; peroxisomal membrane. The transcript is spliced from 2 exons. Gene Ontology annotation, molecular function: protein binding.